This is a messenger RNA of Aspergillus terreus NIH2624, 1206 nucleotides long. RefSeq names its product diphosphomevalonate decarboxylase MVD1 (gene mvd1). NCBI's taxonomy places the organism in Eukaryota, Fungi, Ascomycota, Eurotiomycetes, Eurotiales, Aspergillaceae. The transcript has 2 exons. The record is from RefSeq and is a predicted model, not a curated record. Gene Ontology annotation, biological process: isopentenyl diphosphate biosynthetic process, mevalonate pathway; isoprenoid biosynthetic process. Gene Ontology annotation, cellular component: cytosol. The coding region runs from base 1 to 1206 and encodes 401 amino acids. Gene Ontology annotation, molecular function: diphosphomevalonate decarboxylase activity; ATP binding.
AUGGCUGAUACUACGGUCUUUCGCGCUACCACCACCGCCCCCGUCAACAUUGCGGUCAUCAAGUACUGGGGAAAAAGAGAUCCUUCUCUGAAUUUGCCUACUAACUCAUCUCUCUCCGUGACCCUAUCCCAACGCUCUCUGCGCACCCUCACCACCGCCUCGUGCGCGGCUCAGUACCCCUCCCAGGAUGAGUUAAUCCUGAACGGCAAACCCCAGGAGAUCCAGUCCUCGAAGCGCACCCUCGCCUGCCUUUCGAACCUGCGCGCUCUCCGCAAAGCCCUUGAAGAUGCGAACCCCUCCUUGCCCAAGCUGUCCACUCUUCCUCUCCGCAUCGUCUCCGAGAACAACUUCCCCACGGCCGCUGGCCUCGCCAGCUCCGCCGCCGGUUUUGCCGCCCUCGUUCGUGCCGUCGCAGACCUCUACCAGCUCCCCGAUUCGCCGCGGGAUCUCAGCCGUAUCGCUCGUCAGGGAUCUGGCUCGGCUUGUCGGUCGUUGAUGGGCGGAUAUGUGGCCUGGCGCGCGGGAAGCCUCGAUGACGGAAGUGAUAGUCUGGCCGAGGAGGUCGCUCCCGCAUCCCACUGGCCAGAGAUGCGUGCGAUCAUCCUGGUCGUCAGCGCCGAAAAGAAGGACGUCCCCAGUACCGAAGGCAUGCAGACCACCGUCGCUACCUCCAACCUGUUCGCGACCCGCGCAACAUCCGUGGUCCCCGAGCGCAUGGCUGCCAUUGAGACCGCAAUCCAGAACCGUGACUUCCCCGCCUUCGCGGAGAUCACCAUGCGGGACUCUAAUGGCUUCCAUGCCACCUGCCUGGACUCCUGGCCCCCGAUCUUCUACAUGAACGACGUGUCCCGCGCUGCGGUUCGCCUCGUGCAUGAUAUCAACCGUGCCGCUGGCCGCACCGUCGCCGCAUACACUUUCGAUGCUGGCCCAAAUGCUGUCAUCUACUAUCUCGAGAAGGACAACGACCUCGUGGCGGGUACGGUUAAGGCUAUCCUGGGUCCCAACACAGAGGGCUGGGAUGGUCCCUUCUAUGAGCCUCUGAAGAACACCACCGCUCCCGGAGUUCCUCUCGAUAACGUGGAUUCCCGCGCGCUGGCUGUACUCAAGGAUGGUGUGAGCCGCGUGAUUCUGACUGGUGUCGGGGAGGGCCCGAUCAGCGUCAACGACCACCUUGUUAAUGAGAAGGGUGAAAUUAUCUCUCAGUGA